Molecule: messenger RNA, 2270 nt
Organism: Ochotona princeps (American pika)
Lineage: Eukaryota; Metazoa; Chordata; Mammalia; Lagomorpha; Ochotonidae
Gene: ACOX1
Product: acyl-CoA oxidase 1
Exons: 14
Coding region: 151-2136 (661 amino acids)
Biological process (GO): fatty acid beta-oxidation using acyl-CoA oxidase; lipid homeostasis; very long-chain fatty acid metabolic process
Cellular component (GO): peroxisome
Molecular function (GO): fatty acid binding; FAD binding
Source: RefSeq, a predicted model, not a curated record
GAGGCGAAGGGGCGGGCCGGGGCGGGCUUCGGCGGCCGGGGGCGGGGAUUCGCGUCGUUCCGGGCUGCUCUUAGAGCCGGACCCGCGCGGGCGCCACGGACACCCGUCGUCGUCGUCGUCUCCGCUGCCACAGCCUGCUCAGCCGUCACCAUGAACCCGGACCUGCGCAGGGAGCGGGCCUCCGCCACCUUCAACCCGGAGCUGAUCACGCACAUCCUGGACGGCAGCCCCGAGAACACCCGGCGGCGUCGGGAGAUCGAGAACUUGAUCCUUAACGACCCCGACUUCCAGCAUGAGGACUACAACUUCCUCACGCGCAGCCAGCGCUACGAGGUGGCUGUCAAGAAGAGCGCGGCCAUGGUGGGGAAGAUGAGGGACUUUGGCAUCGCAGAUCCCGAGGAGAUCAUGUGGUUCAAAAAACUGCACUUGGUCAAUUUUGUGGAACCUGUGGGCCUCAAUUACUCCAUGUUUGGUCCUACCUUGCUGAAUCAGGGCACCACUGCUCAGCAGGAGAAAUGGCUGCACCCGUCCAAAGGACUCCAGAUAAUUGGCACCUACGCCCAGACGGAGUUGGGCCACGGAACUCAUCUUCGAGGCUUGGAAACCACAGCUACAUAUGACCCCCAAACCCAGGAGUUCAUUAUGAAUAGUCCUACAGUCACCUCCAUUAAGUGGUGGCCUGGUGGGCUUGGAAAGACUUCAAACCAUGCAAUAGUUCUUGCUCAGCUGUACACCAAGGGGAAGUGCUACGGAUUACAUGCCUUCAUUGUGCCAAUUCGGGAGAUUGGGACCCACAAGCCUUUGCCAGGCAUCACCGUGGGAGACAUCGGCCCCAAGUUUGGUUACGAAGAGAUGGAUAAUGGCUACCUGAAGAUGGACAACUAUCGUAUUCCCAGAGAAAACAUGCUGAUGAAGUAUGCUCAGGUGAAGCCUGACGGCACCUACGUAAAACCGCUGAAUAACAAGCUGACCUAUGGGACCAUGGUGUUUGUCAGGUCCUUCCUGGUGGGAGAGGCAGCCCGGUCUCUGUCCAAGGCCUGCACCAUUGCUAUUCGAUACAGCGCUGUGAGGCGUCAGUCUGAGAUCAAGCCUGGUGAACCAGAACCGCAGAUUUUGGAUUUUCAAACCCAGCAGUAUAAACUCUUUCCGCUCCUGGCCACAGCCUAUGCCUUCCAGUUUGUAGGCGCCUACAUGAAGGAGACCUAUCAUCGGAUUAACGAAGGCAUUGGCCAAGGGGACCUGAGUGAACUGCCUGAGCUCCAUGCCCUCACCGCCGGGCUCAAGGCCUUCACCACCUGGACAGCAAAUGCUGCGAUAGAACAGUGUCGGAUGGCUUGUGGGGGACACGGCUAUUCUCACAGCAGUGGCCUUCCAAAUAUUUACGUCACUUUUACUCCCGCCUGCACCUUCGAGGGAGAAAACACCGUCAUGAUGCUGCAGACAGCAAGGUUCUUGAUGAAAAGUUACGACCAAGUGCACUCGGGGAAGUUAGUUGGAGGAAUGGUGUCCUAUCUGAAUGAGCUGCCCAGCCAGCGCAUCCAGCCGCAGCAGGUGGCAGCGUGGCCGGCCAUGGUGGACAUCAGCAGUCCUGAGAGCCUCACUGAGGCAUACAGACUGCGUGCAGCCAGAUUAGUGGAACUUGCUGCAAAAAACCUUCAAGCUGAAGUGAGUCACAGGAAAAGCAAGGAGGUGGCCUGGAACCUGACCUCCAUUGACCUUGUUCGAGCCAGCGAGGCACAUUGCCACUAUGUGGUAGUUAAGCUCUUCACAGAAAAAGUCCUCAAAAUUCAAGAUAAAUCCAUCCAGCCUGUCCUAAGGAAUUUGUGCCUCUUGUAUUCUCUGUAUGGAAUCAGUCAGAACACAGGAGAUUUUCUGCAGGGGAAGAUCAUGACAGAGUCUCAGAUCAACCAAGUUAACCAGCGUGUAAAGGAGUUGCUCACCCUAACCCGCCCCAAUGCUGUUGCGUUAGUUGAUGCGUUCGACUUUAAGGAUGUGACCCUGGGUUCUGUCCUCGGCCGCUAUGAUGGCAACGUGUACGAAAAUCUGUUUGAGUGGGCAAAAAAAUCCCCACUGAAUAAAACUGAGGUCCAUGAGUCUUACUACAAACACUUGAAGCCGCUGCAGUCCAAGCUCUGAAACGUCGCCAGGGCCAAGCCUAACGUGCAGAGCCGCUGCGGACAUCUGCCUGGACCCCGCGCCCAGCUGAAAAAAGCGCAAAGCAAGGGAUAAAUUAACCCCUCUCCUCUUUCUAUAAAUGAAGAAAAAAUGAA